AGCAGCAUUGAACUCGCCGAGAGAGAGAGAGAGAGAGAGAGAGAGAGAGAGAGAGAGAGGGAGGGAGAGAAAAGAGAGAGAAAAAAAAGGCAGAAGCAGCCCAGUGCUAUUAUCGCCGAGGCUGCUAUUGCUCACCCCCGGGCUUUGUGAAAUGCACAUCAAACGUGAAUUGUUUUGCGAUUCACCGAAGAACACUAGUGGUGAAGAGGAGUGGUCGGGGACGGAGAUCAUUAUGCACUUCUAGAUCGACGGCGCCUUGAACGCGGCAGCAGCAGCAACAGCAACAACAUCAACAUCGCAGAGCCUCAAGUGCGUUUAAUCUCCGAAGUUGUGUCAAAGCGGGCGAUGAUUCGCAUUUGAUUGUUGCUCAACUAUCUGGAGAGGACUGCAGAAGGGCCAACGCUGCAUUGUGGCAAACUGAGACGCUGAUUCCUCCCCGAGGAUUGCACAAUCCGCUCUCGCCCAAAAUGUCAUCUCAGGCGAAAGUCAAGAAGGACAAAGAGAUUAUUGCCGAAUAUGAGACCCAAGUGAAAGAGAUCCGUAACCAGCUGGUGGAGCAGUUCCGUUGUCUGGAGCAGCAGUCCGAGUCCCGGCUGCAGCUGCUGCAGGACCUGCAGGAGUUCUUCCGUCGAAAAGCUGAACUCCAGCUCGAGUACUCCAGAGGCCUGGACAAACUGGCCGAGCGCUACUCCGCCAAGAUCCGUACCUCCAGAGAGCACCAGCACUUCAAAAAAGACCAAAACCUGCUGUCCACUGUGAACUGCUGGUAUUUGGUCUUGGACCAGACCAGGCGGGAGAGCAGAGACCACGCCACUCUCAGCGACAUCUACAACAACAACGUCAUUGUCCGUCUGGCUCACGUGGGCGAGGAUGUCAUCAGACUUUUCAAAAAGAGCAAGGACAUCGGGGUGCAAAUGCAUGAGGAGCUAGUGAAAGUCACCAAUGAGCUCUACACCGUGAUGAAGACGUACCACAUGUACCAUACUGAGAGUCUCAGUGCUGAGAGCAAGCUGAAGGAUGCGGAAAAACAGGAGGAGAAGCACAUUGGCAAGGCCAAUGACAUAAGUACCAGCCUGCUACGUUACGGUCAUGACGAACGUCCACAGCGACGAAGCUCUGUCAAGAAGAUGGAGAAAAUGAAGGAGAAGAGACAAGCCAAGUACUCUGAAAACAAGCUGAAAUGCACAAAGGCCCGCAACGAUUAUCUUCUCAAUCUGGCAGCAACCAAUGCCUUGGUGGCCAAAUACUACAUCCAUGAUGUCUCAGAUAUGAUAGAUUGUUGUGACUUAGGGUACCAUGCAAGCCUGGCGCGCACCAUGAGAACCUACCUGUCUGCAGAGUAUAGCCUGGAGACUUCUCGCCAUGAGGGUUUGGACUUACUUGAGGGAGCAGUAGAUGCCAUGGACAUCAGAGGAGACAAGCUGAAAUUUAUGGACACACACAGCCAGAUCUUCUGUCCCCCAGCACGCUUCGACUAUCAGCCACACAUGGGCGAUGAGGUGUGUCAGGUGAGCGCGCAGCAGCCUGUCCAGACAGAGCUGUUGAUGCGCUACCACCAGCUGCAGUCUCGCCUGGCCACGCUGAAGAUAGAAAAUGAAGAGGUGAGGAAGACUCUCGACGCCACCAUGCAGACCCUUCAGGACAUGCUCACCGUGGAAGACUUUGAUGUUUCAGACGCCUUCCAGCACAGCCAAUCCACAGAGUCGGUCAAAUCGGCUUCCUCUGACUCCUACAUGAGCAAGGCAAACAUCUCUAAGAGACGAGCCAAUCAGCAAGAGACCGAGGGCUUCUACUUCACUAAAUACAAGGAGUACUUGAAUGGCAGCAAUCUCAUUGUCAAACUGCAGGCCAAACAUGACCUUCUGAAGCAGACGCUAGGAGAAGGGGAGAGGGCUGAAUAUGGAACAACAAGGCCCCCCACUCUUCCCCCUAAACCCCAGAGAAUGCGGAAGUCUAGACCUCGCUCCAUUUUUAACCGUAAGCUGUUUAACGGCAAUAUGGAGGCCUUCAUUCAGGACUCAGGUCAGCCUAUACCAGUGGUUGUUGAGAGCUGCAUUCGAUACAUCAAUCUGUACGGUCUUCAGCAGCAAGGUAUAUUUCGGGUUCCGGGCUCCCAGGUCGAAGUCAAUGACAUUAAAAAUGCAUUUGAAAGAGGGGAGGAUCCACUGGUGGAUGAUCAGACUGAUCAUGACAUCAACUCAGUGGCAGGCGUUCUUAAGCUCUACUUCAGGGGGCUGGAAAACCCACUGUUCCCUAAAGAGCGUUUCCUCGACCUCAUAUCUACUACCAAGCUUGACCCAGGUGGAGAAAGAGCUCAUCACCUUCAGCAGAUAAUUGUGACUCUUCAGCGGCCUGUGAUCAUCGUCAUGAGAUACCUGUUUGCGUUUCUAAAUCAUCUCUCACAGUACAGUGAUGAGAACAUGAUGGACCCCUACAACCUGGCCAUUUGCUUUGGCCCCACAUUGAUGCCCAUACCAGACGACCAGGACCCUGUGGCCUGCCAGGCGCAUGUGAAUGAGGUCAUUAAGACCAUUAUCAUCCACCAUGAGGUCAUCUUCCCAACCCAGCGAGAGUUGGAUGGACCUGUGUAUGAAAAGUGCAUGGCUGGAGGGGAAGAGUACUGUGAAAGCCCCCACAGUGAGCCAGGAGCUCUUGAUGAGGUAGACAACGGUACCGGCCCUAACACUAGUGAUGAAGAGUUGGAGCAGAUCGAGGCCAUAGCGAAGUUUGACUACGUGGGCAGAAGUCCUAGAGAGCUUUCGUUCAAGAAGGGGGCCUCUCUGUUACUGUACCUGCGAGCCUCAGAGGACUGGUGGGAGGGCCGACAUAACGGUGUGGAUGGGCUGAUCCCACAUCAGUACAUUGUGGUGCAAGACAUAGAUGAUGCGUUCUCAGAUAGCCUUCAGAGGACUGAUAUCGAGGCCAGCAGUGGACCACACCACGAUGACAGAGCGCCAUCCCGAAACGAACGCCAGUCUCCUUGUGAACACACACCCGAGCACCGCUUUGGAGCAGCAUUGGGAAGAGUGAGAGUGCGAUCAGAUGGAGCUGCCGUUCCACGCCACAGGAACAGUGCUGACAGUCACAGUCCCACCAGAGCUCCAGACCAGCCCCCUAGGGUUAUGCCUCGGCCCUGCAGCCCACACAAAAUAGCUGUCAGCAGGGGCCCAACAGACAGUCCAGAGAAGCGGCGUCUCACCACAUUUGGCAGUGCUGGCUGCAUCAACCAUCCUGACAGAAAGGCCUUCAUCGACAGCCACUCUCAGCGAUCUUCACCCAGCACCACUCGGCAUGCAAGUUUGGGGGACCACAAAGCUCUUGAAGCUGAAGCGCUCGCCGAGGACAUAGAGAAAACAAUGAAUACAGCUCUCCAUGAGUUGAGGGAGCUGGAGCGACAGAAUGUAGCCAAACAUGCCCCUGAUGUUGUUCUGGACACUCUGGAGCCCCUCAAGCACCCAGGUGGAGCCCAGGAUCCGCCUGGCAGCCCUCUCCACACCAUGGUGAUCCGGGAUCCGGAUGCAGCCCAGCGACGUAGCAGCAGCAGCACCUCCUCCGAGACCAUGACCACUUUUAAACCUGCUCUGUCAGCGCGCAGACCGAGUGCCCCUCUAAGGCCCCCGCCUGUCAGACCUGUCCGGCCUGCUCCCGUGAUCGGACAGGGGCAGGGACCACCACACCGCUCCAGCAGCUCUAGUUCCUCUGGUCUGGGCAGCCCAGGCAUCACCCCCACUGACAGGGUCUUCCCUAAAGCUCCCUCCCCAUCACCAUCCACCUCCUCCUCCUCCUCAGACAAACAAGGUAACAUGUAGCUGCAGUCAGUCACAAGUCAAGUGGAUGAAGAACACUGUGGAUACCGAGUGAUUGUGAUUGCCACCCCUACACCUCUUUUUGACAGCAAAGCAAACAUUGACACCUGGUCUGUAUGAUGAAUAUUACCACUAAUCUUGUAUAUCGUAGGAUGGCUACUGCUGGUUUCUGCCCACACGUUGGCUUUUUGGUGGACAAGUCGAUGUACUGUAUUACAGUGACAUAUUACACAGAAAUAGGAUUUAAAUAUAUGAGAAUUAUUUUAUAGAAUGCUACCAUGCUGCAUAGCCAUGCUGGACAAAAAAAAAGGGAUGCACUGGAAAAAUACUUCUGUUUAUUGAACUCUGACAGUGGGACAUCUCAUUGAAAUGUUAUUAGGUUACAAAGUUGUUGUGAGCUUGGACUUUGUCUCUGGUUUCCUGUUCUGUUACGGGGGAACGCUCAAGAGAAUAUUUCAUCACAUCAUGUAGACAUCCAGUCUGUGCUGGUGGUCCAUGUAGUCUAUUAUGACUGUGAUUUAUUGGGCACCAUUUAUAUUAACAGAGAAGCCUUGUCCCACAGUGUCAUUCAGAUCAUGGCUGAAUGGUGAACCCAGAGUGGAACUGCCCCAAGCUGCAGUUCUUCUAAUGGCCACUAGAUGCUGGUUCAAAGGAAAUUACAACUGUGCUAAAGUCACUAUGAGUAGAACUUCAAAAAAAAAAAAAAACAUCUCAUGUUGGAGCCCUUGAAUAGUAAUAUAAAAAACAGAGGGAGCUGAGAUUGAAGGGUUCAAAGCAACACAUAGACAGCAUCAUUCAAUUUUUUGUACAAACAAAAACAUAUGCCAUCAGAAUAAUUUAAUCGUUGCUGUACAUUAUACAAUAAUUCUACACAUUAUGGCUUCAAACAAAAUGAAGAAAUCCUGUCUAGCUAUCCUUUUUUCUACAAGAAAAAAAAUCAAGUCCUAGUCCCAGUGAAAAUCACUGCACCAUAGUGAUUUGGUUGGAAACUGAAGCACUAGCUGACUCCUAGCGGUUUUGUCAUCCCAUUUAUUAGAGCUGCUUCAUUCUGGUCAGUUUGCAGCCAGUAACCUGAACUGGGCCAGGUUAACUGUUAGCAGUGCAGCAGCACAAUCAACAACAACACAAGAUUAGGACACUCAUACAAGCCCUGAUAUUUGAUAAAUUUGUACUGUUAACUGCAUGUCACUUCCGGCAAGCAAUUCUGCAACAUAAUUCCUAAACUCUGAUAACAGGAGACAAGAAACUUAUCUCAGCCAAAACUAUAUUUUUCCUUCAUUCAUUAAUCUCAGACUAGCCUACGUCAGUGGACAGCAGAAGAAACCAGACCACAGUUACAUAGAGAACAAUUAUUAUGGACAUUUGUAGACAUGCCAAUCCUAUAACUAAUACAUGGAAAUAAAGAUGAAAAUCAGCAAAAUGUUGUUAUAAUAUAGUCUCGUUAUAAUAAAAAAAAAUUAGCUGUAUUACCUCAACAAAUAAGCAAAACUUUCUCCUUCAAUUCAAGUGACUAAUGCACUUAUAAACACUACAGGGAACUGUGCUGCAUCUGUAGUUUCUGUGUUUUCAUUUUGAUGAAGUUGUACUAGAAACAUGAUAUAGCACAUCAGUAUCAUUGAAGAUUACAUAAUGUCUAGAUUGCACAUGGUCAGUUCAGGCUCUGUGGGUGUUUAGAUGAACUCGUUUACUGUUGGUGAUGUUUGUUGUCCGUCUUAUGAGGAUGAUCAAUAUAUCUUUAAAAUGUAACAGGUACAUCGGAAUGAAUAUAUACAUACUGUUUAAGGAUACUUGUAUAAAUAACAUUGUAUGAUAGGAACAGGAUAUAUUAUCAUCUCUAGUGUGUAGAUUUUUUGUAAUUCUUAUCCUUGCACAAACAUUAACAAAACAAUAAAUAAAUGAAGCCUCACAGAA
Messenger RNA from Seriola aureovittata, 5717 nucleotides. Its product is annotated as SLIT-ROBO Rho GTPase-activating protein 3-like. Bases 468 to 3809 code for a protein of 1113 amino acids. Gene Ontology annotation, biological process: negative regulation of cell migration; signal transduction. Gene Ontology annotation, cellular component: cytoplasm. NCBI's taxonomy places the organism in Eukaryota, Metazoa, Chordata, Actinopteri, Carangiformes, Carangidae. Gene Ontology annotation, molecular function: protein binding. The record is from RefSeq and is a predicted model, not a curated record. The transcript has 22 exons.